ACCCGAAAUUUCCCUCUCGGUCAUAUACCAACCGCCGCACCACAAUUUCCCAAACCUCUUUCCCAAAUCCGGUAGAACCCUAGCCCUGGCCCCCUCCGGCUGCACUCCGGCGACGUCGACUCCGGCCAUCCCCUCGCACGCCGGAGACCCGCCCUCCGAGCCUCUCCCCUCGCCUUGGUCCCCCCCGCUGUCUUCUGAUGGGAUGUUCUUCUUGCGUUCUCACGUCUGAAGAGAUUUUAUUUUUUUCAAGCUUUAUCGCUGCCCGGCAGUGCUAGUCAGUUCUACCUUGAAUCAUGGAUGGCCCAAGGAGAGAUGAUCAAGAAGGAGUGAAUGUUGUGGGCUUUGAAGUUCCAAGGUCGCCGGAUUCAAGCUACAACAACCCCAUCCCUGGAAAUGAAGAUGAAGCUAGGGAGCCACCAGUGGUACCACCUCAUUUGCAGCAGUCCUUGCUGAGCUUUCUGCCAAGCCGAGAUGAUUCUAGCAGCCUACCAUUGCCUCAGCAUGUUAUUCUUAACCACCUCUACAUAGAGAACCGAGAGAGCCCGAGAUCUGUCGUAGCUCUGGGGAUCACCCAUCGCUUCCGUUCGAAAUUUGUUACAGUUGUGCUCUACAAGCCAGUCCAGAGAAGAUGAAUUUGAUGAUUGGUCAUUCAUUGUUAUUUUUUGGCUUCUGUUAAAUUGCUGAGGAAAGUCGGGCUGCACUCUUGAGAUUUGUGGCCAAACUGCAACUGGAGUUAAUCCGUUGCGAUUGCCCAUUAUUUUAGAAUGGAACAAUCGUUAUUCAUUUAGCUUUUCUGGCUUCAAAUGAUGUUGGAUUUGGUUUGUCUGGUGUUCUGUAAGUCUAUACAGGCGUUUUUAUUAUGUUGUUCGUGGGCAUCGACUAAAUGAAUUUUAUUACUGGAGUCUUUGUAAUAUAACUUGGGUCCAAAGCUGAGCUCAAAAGCUUCAGUGCUGGGAGGAUUAACUGUUUAACUAGUCUGCGCAUGCACCGGUUGAUGCUUCAGUGCUGAGUUAAAUGGUAUUUAACGUUUCUUUUGUUUCUUUGUA
Phoenix dactylifera (date palm) is the source of this 1046-nucleotide messenger RNA. Its product is annotated as SNF1-related protein kinase regulatory subunit beta-3-like. The record is from RefSeq and is a predicted model, not a curated record. Lineage: Eukaryota; Viridiplantae; Streptophyta; Magnoliopsida; Arecales; Arecaceae. Gene Ontology annotation, molecular function: protein binding.